This is a messenger RNA of Otolemur garnettii (small-eared galago), 3086 nucleotides long. RefSeq names its product G-patch domain containing 1 (gene GPATCH1). The coding region runs from base 74 to 2872 and encodes 932 amino acids. Gene Ontology annotation, molecular function: RNA binding. NCBI's taxonomy places the organism in Eukaryota, Metazoa, Chordata, Mammalia, Primates, Galagidae. Gene Ontology annotation, cellular component: nucleus. The record is from RefSeq and is a predicted model, not a curated record. The transcript is spliced from 20 exons. Gene Ontology annotation, biological process: mRNA processing.
AGGAGAAAGAGCGAAAGGCUUUUGGGCCGCCGAGGCCGCCGUAGCGAGGGGGCGUGGCCCGGAAGGGACCAGGAUGGCGGCGCUGAAUAGUGACAGCGACGAGGACCUGGUCAGCUAUGGGACCGGCCUGGAUCCUCUGGAAGAAGGUGAAAGACCAAAGAAACCAAUUCCUCUUCAGGAUCAGACUGUCAGGGAUGAAAGAGGAAGAUACAAACGAUUCCAUGGAGCCUUUAGUGGAGGUUUCUCUGCUGGCUACUUCAACACCGUCGGCUCCAAAGAAGGAUGGACACCCUCUACCUUCGUGUCUUCCCGACAGAACAGAGCAGACAAAUCUGUUCUUGGUCCUGAAGACUUUAUGGAUGAAGAGGACCUCAGUGAAUUUGGGAUAGCACCUAAAGCAAUUGUUACCACGGAUGAUUUUGCUUCAAAAACCAAAGAUAGAAUACGAGAAAAGGCCAGGCAGCUGGCAGCUGCUACAGCCCCGAUUCCCGGAGCCACUCUCCUCGAUGACUUCAUAGCACCAGCCAAAUUAUCUGUUGGUUUUGAAUUGCUAAGAAAAAUGGGUUGGAAAGAAGGACAAGGAGUCGGUCCUCGAGUAAAGAGAAGGCCACGCCGACAGAAACCUGAUCCCGGAGUAAAAAUCUACGGCUGUGCGUUACCCCCUGGAGGCUCUGAGGAAUCUGAGGAUGAAGAUGAUGACUACUUGCCUGAUAAUGUGACCUUUGCACCCAAAGAUGUCACACCUGUGGAUUUUACACCUAAAGAUAAUGUGCACGGACUGGCUUACAAGGGCCUGGAUCCCCACCAAGCACUGUUUGGAACUUCGGGGGAACAUUUUAAUCUUUUCAGUGGGGGAUCUGAGGGGACCAGCAAUCUUCUUGGCGGUCUUGGACUGAAUAAAGGAAGAAAAUUGGGAAUUUCAGGCCAGGCAUUUGGUGUAGGUGCCUUGGAAGAAGAGGAUGACGACAUCUACGCCACAGAAACUCUGUCCAAGUACGACACUGUUUUGAAGGACGAGGAGCCUGGAGACGGACUCUAUGGCUGGACAGCGCCCAGGCAGUAUAAAGGUCAGAAAGAACCAGAGAAAGAUCUUCGAUACAUUGGCAAAAUUUUGGAUGGAUUUUCCUUGGCUUCUAAACCUUUAUCUUCUAAGAAAAUUUAUCCACCCCCUCAGUUGCCAAGAGACUAUCGGCCGGUGCAUUAUUUCAGACCUGUGGUAGCUGCGACCUCUGAGAACUCCCACUUACUUCAGGUGUUAUCAGAGUCAGCGGGAAAGGCAAUACCUGACCCAGGGACACACAGUAGGCACCAGCUGAAUGCUUCCAAGCGGGCGGAAUUGCUAGGAGAGACACCUCCUCGAGGCUCAGCUACAUCAGUGUUGGAAUUUCUGUCUCAAAAAGACAAGGAGAGACUCAAAGAAGUGAAGCAGGCCACUGACCUGAAAGCCGCUCAGCUCCAGGCCCGGGGUCUGGCCCCGAGUGCCCCAAGCAGCAGAGCUCAGCCCUCUGCUCCUGACGUCGGGCAGUGUUCUUGGCGCGUGCCAUGGGCCGGUGGGACAGCCACCACAAGAGCUAGCAACUUCAAGCCUUUCGCAAAAGAUCCGGAAAAGCAAAAACGUUAUGAAGCGUUCUUAGCACAUGUGAAAGAGGGCGAGAAAGAUGCCCUGGAGCGUUGUCUGGACCCCAGCAUGACGGAGUGGGAGCGAGGGCGCGAGCGGGAAGAGUUUGCCCGGGCGGCCCUCCUGUACGUGUCUUCCCACUCGACCUUGUCCUCCAGGUUCACUCACGCCAAGGAGGAAGACGACUCUGAUCAGGUUGAAGUGCCUCGAGACCAAGAGAAUGAUGUUGGUGAUAAGCAGUCAGCUGUGAAGAUGAAGAUGUUCGGAAAGCUCACCCGAGACACGUUUGAGUGGCACCCUGACAAGCUUCUAUGUAAGAGGUUCAACGUCCCUGACCCUUAUCCAAAUUCCACUAUAGUUGGCUUACCAAGAGUGAAGCGUGACAAGUACUCAGUGUUCAACUUUCUGACAGUCCCGGAGACAGCCUCCUUGCCCACAGCUCAAGCAUCAAGUGAAAAGGGGCCGCAGCACCGAGGUCCUGACAAAUCGAGGAAACCAUCCAGAUGGGACACAUCUAAACAAGAAAAGAAAGAAGAUUCUGUUAGUGAAUUUUUAAGUUUGGCUCGAUCAAAAGUCGGCCCUCCUAAACAAGAGUCCAGUCCAGUAGUGGCCCAAGAGGAAGUGCGUGCACCUAUCUCAGAAUCACCCUCAGACACGAUGGUAAACAAAGGUGUGGACUCACAGGCUGAAGAAGGCAGCCGCCCAUCCAUGGACUUGUUCAAGGCUAUCUUUGCCAGCUCCUCAGAUGACAAGUCCUCGUCCUCUGAGGAUGAGCAAGGUGACAGUGAGGAUGACCCGGUGGAGACUAGGGGGGCCAGCUUCAUGAGUUCCCAAGGCACCGACUUGAGGGAAUCGUCUUCGACACAGGCUCCUGAGCCAGCUCCCCAUGAGCCACCGGCACCUUCGUUCCCUAUACAAAAGAUGCAGAUUGAAGAAAGAGAAGAGUUCGGCCCUCGCCUGCCCCCGGUCUUCUGCCCCAAUGCUCGUCAGAAACCCAAGGAACCUCAGAAAGAGAAACACAAGAAGAACAAAGAAAAACAUAAGGCUAAGAAAGACCACAAACGAAAGAAGGAGAAGAAAAAGAAACACAGGAAGCACAAACACAAAGGCAAGCAAAAGAAAAAAACAGAGAAAAGCAGCAGUUCUGACAGCAGUGACAGCAGUGACGGCCAGAGUGACGAGGAAGGGGGCGGGGACGUGUCCCCACAGGAGCUGCUGAGACGGCUGAAAUGUCUCCCGCUAAGGAGGCAGUGAUCGGAUUCCACCCGGCCUCAUCCCAGAAACAGAUCUCUUCCCUGACAGAAGCUCAUCGAUUGUUCGGUUAACAUGUUGUACAGAUUGUGUUUAUAUGUAAAUUCCUGCUGUAAAAUAAUUUUUGACACCUUGACAUUUCGAAGACACCUUGAAAGGUGCAGGAACAACUUUCUGUUUCUGUAUCUAAUUUCAGUUAGUGUCAGAGGAAAAUAUA